Molecule: messenger RNA, 303 nt
Organism: Dentiscutata erythropus
Lineage: Eukaryota; Fungi; Glomeromycota; Glomeromycetes; Diversisporales; Gigasporaceae
Source: the annotation of a GenBank genome assembly
AUGUUUGGCACUGAUGGCAUUAUCAUGUGUGUUAUUUGUCUUAGUGUUGAUGCUACAAUAAAUGUGUUUAGUAAUAUUGGAACAAGAGCUAGAGUUGAAUCAGAAGAAUUACAAUUUGGAGGCAAUUGGAAACUCUUCCAAUUUUCUAAAACGAGCAUUUUACUUUAUCCAAUCCUAGAGGCUUUAAUCAGGCAAAUUAGACAAGGCAGUAUUCAGAUCUGGUUGGAAACACAAGAAAGUGCAUCAACUCAAGUUCGGCAAAAUAGUUAUUUGGAACUGGACAUAGAGUGGAAAAUAGGAUAG